AUGGCUCUUUCCCAGGGACGGGUGACCUUCAGGGAUGUGGCCAUAGAAUUCUCUCCGGAUGAGUGGGAGUGCCUGGACCCUGCUCAGAGGGCCUUGUACAGGGACGUGAUGCUGGAGAACUACUGGAACCUGGUCUCCCUGGGUGAGGAUAGUUUCCCUCCAGAAGUCGGAUGCCUUUCUGCUGGAUUUGAAAUCAAGGAAUUACCACCAAUAGAGGACAUUAAUGAAGGAGAAUUAUACCACUUAGUGAUACUGAAGAGAAAUGAAAGCCAUAGCAUCAAGGAUUUUGAUCUCAAGAAAGACUGGGAAAAUAUGCAUGAGUUUGAGAGUCACUGGAGAUAUGAUGCAAGAAAUUACAAAGAAGUGCCUUUGACACAUAACAAAAAUCUCACUCAUAGAAAAGAUCAACAGCUUAAUAAAUCCUCAGUUACUUUUCCUCAAAAGCAGAGUAUUUCUGUAAAAAAUAAUACAUACCAAUAUUUCAUGCCUGAUGAGCCAUCUGUAAGGCAUUUGUUAAAACUGGAAAAUAACAUAAGUGGUGCUGGAAAUUGGUACAUAAACUUUUUGGGAAAUAGAAUUGGAUUAAGUUUGCAGGCACACCUGGCUGAACUGCAGAGAUUUCAUACUGAGGAAAAAAUGUAUGAAUGUAAUCCGGUUGAGAAAUCUCUGAACGAUUCCUCUGUUUCACCACUUCAGAGAAUUCCAUCUAAUAUCAAAAACAUUUGGAAUAAAUAUAGGAAGAUUUUAAAAUAUCCUUUGUUACCGGCACAAUACAGAAGAGCAUACACUAGAGGAAAAUCUUACAACUGUAAUGACUGUGGGAAGGCUUUUAGCAAAAGCUCAAACCUCAUGAGUCAUGAGAGAAUUCAUUCAGGACAGAGACCUUACAAAUGUAAUGAGUGUGGCAAAGCCUUUACAGAGCGUUCACAUCUUACUCAACAUAAGAAAAUCCAUACUGGAGAGAAACCUUACAAAUGUAAUGAGUGUGGCAAAGCCUUUAACCAGUGUUCGAACCUCACUAGACAUCAGAGAGUCCAUACAGGAGAGAAACCAUAUAAAUGUAACAUAUGUGGCAAGGUCUGUAGUCAAAAUUCAAACCUUGCAAAUCAUCAGAGAAUGCAUACUGGAGAGAAACCUUACAAAUGUAAUGAAUGUGGUAAGGCCUUUAUCCAGCGUUCACACCUUUGGAGUCAUGAGAGAAUUCAUACUGGAGAGAAACCUUACAAAUGUAAUGAAUGUAGCAAAGCCUUUGCUGAACGUUCAAGCCUUACUCAACAUAAGAAAAUCCAUACCGGAGAAAAACCUUACAAAUGUAAUGAGUGUGGCAAAGCUUUUAAGCAGUGCUCACACCUCAUUAGACAUCAGAAUACACAUCCUGGAGAGAAGCCACACAAAUGUACUGUAUGUGACAAGGCUUUCAUCCAAAGUUCUAGCCUAAUAGAACAUCAGAGAAUUCAUACAGGAGAAAAACCUUAUAAAUGUAAUAAAUGUGGUAAGGCUUUUAUCAGACGGUCACACCUAUGGGGUCAUGAGAGAACUCAUACUGGAGAGAAACCUUACAAAUGUAUUGAGUGUGGCAAAGCCUUUGCUGAGCGUUCAAAUCUUACUCAACAUAGAAAAAUCCAUACUGGAGAGAAACCUUACAAAUGUAUUGAGUGUGGCAAAGCCUUUGCUGAGCGUUCAAAUCUUACUCAACAUAGAAAAAUCCAUACUGGAGAGAAACCUUACAAAUGUAAUGAGUGUGGCAAAGCUUUUACCCAAUUUGCAAACCUUACUAGGCAUCAGAAAAUACACACUGGAGAGAAACCACACAAAUGUGGUGUGUGUGACAAGGCUUUUAUCCAAAGUUCAAGCCUUAUGGAACAUCAAAGAAUUCACACAGGAGAAAAACCUUAUAAAUGUAAUAAAUGUGAUAAGGCUUUUAUUAAACGUUCUCACCUUUGGGGUCAUGAGAGAACUCAUACUGGAGAGAAACCUUAUAAAUGUAAUGAGUGUGGCAAAGCCUUUACGGAGCAUUCACAUCUUACUCAGCAUAAGAAAAUCCACACUGGAGAGAAACCUUAUACAUGUAAUGAGUGUGGCAAAGCCUUUACGGAGCAUUCACAUCUUACUCAGCAUAAGAAAAUCCACACUGGAGAGAAACCUUAUACAUGUAAUGAGUGUGGCAAAGCUUUUACCCAGUUUGCAAAACUUACUAGGCAUCAGAAAAUACAUGGUGAAAAGAAACAUUAUAAAUCUAGUAUGUGUGGCAGUGGUUUUAUUCAAAGCUCAAGCUUUGGGGAUCAUCAAAGAAAUUACAGUAGAAAGAAACCUUACAAAUAA
Molecule: messenger RNA, 2322 nt
Organism: Odobenus rosmarus divergens (Pacific walrus)
Lineage: Eukaryota; Metazoa; Chordata; Mammalia; Carnivora; Odobenidae
Gene: ZNF677
Product: zinc finger protein 677
Exons: 3
Coding region: 1-2322 (773 amino acids)
Biological process (GO): regulation of DNA-templated transcription
Cellular component (GO): nucleus
Source: RefSeq, a predicted model, not a curated record